This is a messenger RNA of Closterium sp. NIES-65, 384 nucleotides long. NCBI's taxonomy places the organism in Eukaryota, Viridiplantae, Streptophyta, Zygnematophyceae, Desmidiales, Closteriaceae. The record is from the annotation of a GenBank genome assembly.
AUGGCGAUCUCUCCAGCGGUGUGCUGGCUUUUGACUCAGAGCAGCCCCCCUUUUGAGGCGCCUCAAAAGCUUUUGACUCAGAGCAGCCCCCCACCCCUUCUUUUCCGUCCCGCCUCCGCACUCCCCCUCCCGUGCCCCAUCACCCCCCCUCAUCCCACCCAGGUGUUAGUGAGCUACGGAGAUCUCUCCAGUGGUGUGUUGGCGCUUGACUUUGGCUUCACUGUGCCUGACAACCCGCACGACUCUGUGGAGCUGUGUGUGCUUGUAGCCAGCAGCACCACCCCCCACGACACACAGUUCAACGAGGCCAAGAGGCGCCUUCUGGGGGAGGCGCAGCUGCUGCCGUGUGACUCUGCCAGAGGCGCCUGCUUUGUGCUCAAGUGA